AUGGAUGGAAGAAAUGAUUGUGUAAUCACUAAUGUUUUGGAGGCUAUGGCUCAUGUGAUGGGUCAGGAAAAUCAGGCGUUGCUGAAUCCGCCGACUUUUAAGGGAAGGUACGACCUAAAAGGUGAUAAGCAAGAAGGAGAUCAAGUUCUUGAGUUGAAACAAGGAAACAUGACUGUUACUGACUAUGCUGAGAAGUCUAAGGAGUUGUUUAGGUUCUACCCACAUUACAAUAUAGUAGGAGCUAAAGGUUCCAAGUGUAUCAAGUUUGAGAGUGGUUUGAGUCUUAUGAUCAAGAAAUUCAUCAAGUAUCAGGAGAUUCGUCAGUUGUUUAUACUGGUUAACAAGUGUAGGAUCUACGAUGAGGAUAACUAUGCUAGAUCUGCUCACUAUAAGAGUUUUAGUGAGAAGAAGAGUGGAAGUCAAAACCGUGGAAAACCCUGA
Molecule: messenger RNA, 441 nt
Organism: Lathyrus oleraceus (garden pea)
Lineage: Eukaryota; Viridiplantae; Streptophyta; Magnoliopsida; Fabales; Fabaceae
Exons: 2
Coding region: 1-441 (146 amino acids)
Source: RefSeq, a predicted model, not a curated record